Exophiala xenobiotica is the source of this 3569-nucleotide messenger RNA. RefSeq lists its product as uncharacterized. Gene Ontology annotation, molecular function: single-stranded DNA binding; single-stranded DNA helicase activity; ATP binding. Gene Ontology annotation, cellular component: MCM complex; nucleus. The record is from RefSeq and is a predicted model, not a curated record. The transcript is spliced from 3 exons. Lineage: Eukaryota; Fungi; Ascomycota; Eurotiomycetes; Chaetothyriales; Herpotrichiellaceae. Gene Ontology annotation, biological process: double-strand break repair via break-induced replication; mitotic DNA replication initiation; DNA strand elongation involved in DNA replication. Bases 57 to 3074 code for a protein of 1005 amino acids.
CCUGAAUGUCUUGAAGGCCAGACGACAGACUACCACAACCACAACCCCCAUCUACCAUGUCGUCGACACCAUCCUCGCGCCGUCGAGGCCAUUCUUCGCGCAAAUCUCAAUCUUCAACUCCGGCACAACAGUCUCAAGCGACCCCCAGAAAUUCCAAGCAGGCCAACGGAGGCCCUGCAGUGGCAUCUUCCUCACCUUUGUUCUUUCAAUCGUCGCCAGUGCGGUCAACACCCGCACCUCCCUCGCAGUUGGCAAGCGAUGGCAUGAUUAUCAGCUCGCCUCCGCGACAGUCAUCCAAUGUGGGUGACCGCGAAACGACACCUCGACCAUCCACCAGGCCAGCUGCAGAGUCUUCCCCAGUUCGAUAUGACCCCAGCUCAAGCCCUGUGCGGAGUUCAAAUCGCAUGCAGUCCGAUGUGCCAACAAGCAGCAGCGGCUUGUUCGUGCGUCAAGAUCGUCCACCACGAAUUUCCUCGCGACGAGGAGAUAUCCACUCAGACACAUUUGCCUCCUCUCCUGCCAAUCGACGUCGCAUAUAUGUCGGCGAAGAUGGCAUGCCAGUGCGAGAUGGUCAAGAGCCAGCCUCAGAAGCCACCUUCUCAAACUUGAACCCGGAUACCUCAGAGGCAGAUGCAAUGGGAGGCGACUCCACAAGAGUUAUCUGGGGCACAAACAUUUCCAUUGUGGACUCUAUGUCAUCGUUCAAGAACUUUCUCUACAACUUUGCAAAGAAAUAUCGAAUGUGGGCUGAUGGUGCUUCCGAGGAAGAAACAGCAGCCCUAGGAGCUGGUGCGGACCAGAAAGAGUACCUUGAAAUGCUACAAGACAUGCGAAAACUAGGUGUUCAUGGUCUGAAUCUGGAUGCCCGCAAUCUCAAAGCAUAUCCUGCGACCUUGAAAUUAUGGCACCAACUGCAAGCAUACCCACAAGAAAUUAUCCCUUUAAUGGAUCAGUGCGUCAAAGAUGUCAUGGUAGAGCUUGCGCAAAUGGAGAUGCAAGAGUUGCAAAGAGCACGCAAUGAUACAACUGCUUCUAGGGCACGUAAUGGAAGCUCAAUGCCUCCACUACCACCAUCAGAUCUUGGUAGUGCCGCUACACCGGUCGCUACUCCUGGUGCAGACGCAAUCCCUGAUUUGGUGGAAGAAGCAGAAAUUCGACCUUGGAAAGUCUUGCCAUUCGGAUUGGACAAAACCGUCAACAUGCGUGACCUUGAUCCAGCAGACAUCGACAAACUGAUUUCUAUCAAGGGCCUUGUCAUUCGAGCCACUCCGGUCAUUCCAGACAUGAAAGAAGCAUUCUUCAAGUGCGCUGUCUGCAAGCAUACCACCUACGUCUCCAUUGAUAGAGGCAAGAUCGCAGAACCAACCGAAUGCCCUCGAACUGCUUGUAAAUCGAGGGACAGCAUGGAGAUUGUCCACAACCGAUGUGUCUUUGCAGACAAGCAGGUCAUCAAGCUACAAGAAACACCAGACUCGGUCCCAGAUGGACAGACGCCACACAGCGUAUCUCUUUGCGUGUAUGACGAAUUGGUGGAUGUCUGCAAAGCCGGUGACCGCAUUGAGGUGACUGGAAUUUUCAGAAGCAACCCCGUCCGGGUCAAUCCCCGUCAAAGAACAGUCAAAUCUCUAUUCAAGACAUAUGUCGAUGUCCUGCAUGUUCAAAAAGUGGACAAGCGCAAGUUGGGCAUCGAUGCAUCCACCAUCGAGCAAGAACUCUCCGAACAAGUCGCAGGCGACGCAGAACAAACCCGCAAAAUCACAGCCGAAGAAGAAGCCAAGAUCCAGGAGAUCGCAGGCCGAGACGACAUCUACGAGAUCCUCUCCAGGAGUCUGGGCCCCAGCAUCUACGAGCUCGACGACGUGAAAAAGGGCAUUCUCCUGCAACUCUUCGGCGGAACCAACAAGUCGUUCGAAAAAGGCGGAAGCCCCAAAUACAGAGGCGACAUCAACGUCCUGCUGUGUGGUGACCCAUCCACGGCCAAGUCCCAAUUGCUUCAGUACGUCCACAAAAUUGCACCUCGAGGCGUCUACACUUCCGGCAAGGGUUCGUCUGCAGUCGGUCUGACAGCAUAUGUGACGCGCGAUCCGGAAUCGAGACAACUCGUCCUCGAAUCUGGUGCCCUCGUCCUCUCAGAUGGCGGCGUCUGCUGCAUCGACGAGUUCGACAAGAUGAAUGAAUCCACCCGCUCGGUUCUGCACGAAGUCAUGGAACAACAGACAGUGUCCAUCGCCAAAGCGGGUAUCAUUACCACCCUCAACGCCAGGACAAGUAUCCUCGCCUCGGCCAAUCCCAUUGGGAGUAAAUAUAACCCAAACCUGCCCGUCCCGCAAAACAUCGAUCUCCCGCCGACACUGCUGUCGCGUUUCGACCUCGUCUAUCUCGUGCUGGAUCGCGUCGAUGAAGUCAACGACCGUCGACUUGCCAAGCACUUGGUCGGAAUGUACCUUGAAGAUGCGCCGGAAAAUGCGUCCAGGGAAGAAAUUCUUCAGAUUGAGUUCUUAACAGCGUACAUAUCGUACGCGCGCCAAAACAUCCAUCCCGCUCUCACGCCGGCCGCCUCACAAGCGCUCGUCGACGCGUACAUUCAAAUGCGCAGCCUGGGCUCAUCGAUCCAAGCUUCCGACCGCCGGAUCACCGCGACAACGCGUCAACUCGAAAGCAUGAUCCGGCUCAGCGAGGCGCACGCGAAGAUGCGCCUGUCCCAGACCGUCACCGAGUCCGAUGUGGCGGAGGCGGUGCGCCUGAUCAGAUCCGCAAUCAAGGCCAGCGCGACAGACGCCCGCACGGGAUUGAUCGACAUGGGUCUGCUCUCGGAGGGCGGCAGUGCGAGUGAUCGGCGCCGGAAAGAGGACCUCAAGCGUGCGGUGCUCAGCGCCGUCGAUGACGACGCAGGUGUGAGAAGUGGUGGCGCCGCAAGGUAUGCCGACUUGUACAGGAAAGUCAGCGAGGGGAGCACAGUCGAGAUCGAAGGCGCCGAGUUCCAGGAGGUGCUCAGAGCCCUGGAACAGGAGGGCAAAGUCCAGGUUACCGGCGAAGGUGGCCGGAGGAGUGUCAGGAGGAUCACCGGCAUUUAAGUUGGUCUCGUCCCAACCCUUGGUUUCUUUGCAUCCGGUCUGCUCUGUCUUCAUCAUUGAGCUCAAAUGGAAGGCUCUUGGUUGGCUCGCUGAAUGAGUAAGCUGAACAUGGAUAUGAACAUUGACGAGGACACGGAUCGUCUAAUGAGGGGUUUAUGGGCGUAUGAGUGAUGUGGUAUCGUGUCAUGAACGAGGCUGGUAUGCUAUGACAUUGGGCGAUGAUGGGCGUUAGGAUUGGGAUUACAUAUAGUAUGUGCACAUGCACGGAGUCCGGUUAAUUCUAGUUCUGGUUUAUCUGAUGUGCGUAUGUAGACUAGAGUGUGGCUUGACAUACUCGGUUUUCUAUUACCAUGUGCGUCGACCAGAGCUCUCUCACUUGAACAUUGCAAGAAUCACCACAUCAUGUUCGAGUAUAGAGUAUCUUCGUUGCAUUUGGUCUACCUUUCCGACCACAACAUAGCUAGAUGGAUAGAUGAUACCAAUCCACAAGACGGG